CUCGAACGUCACAGAUGGACCUAACCCUCAGGGUGCUAGACUGACGCCACAACGGCUGACGAACCGACACUUCCACCUUUCUCCUUCUAUAGACCAAACAUUUGCCACUAUCUUCAUCUGUUUCUUUUUGAGGCCUUUGGAAAGUCAUGGAACGGGGCUGCGACCGACAACAAUUCCCACUGUAUCUUAAUAACCUCUAACGGUGCCGGACAGGUCACAUCUCUCACCCGCUCUCGUUCGUAACCGGCGAUAGAGUGAACCUGCCGCCCGACACUUGCCUGCCGGACCUUCCUGGCCGUUCCCCAACAGAUAGCGAGUCGAACUAUCAUUUCGGGCCUGCAACGCUUGUGGGCAUUGCCGACAUCAUGGAUUAUGCGCGCCUCCGCGCAGCCGCGCUGAGCGGUGAAGAUGAGGAAGCAGUUACCGUCGAUACCCGAGCGCUCAUCGACAAGGUUCUGGCACGAUACUCCGGCGAAUGGACGACCCUGAGAGAACUCAUACAGAACGCGGCCGAUGCGCAGGCGACGACAGUCAAGGUCAAGUGGGAAACACUGCCUUCGACGCAGGUCCCGCUCCCCGCAGUUGCCAGCCAGUCCGAACUCCUCAAGCAUACCAUUUCCCACCAUACCUUGAGACGGCUAGUCGUCCAGAACAAUGGCCAGCCGUUUACCAACACUGACUGGAGGAGGCUGAAGAAGAUCGCCGAGGGAAAUCCGGACGAGACGAAGAUCGGCGCAUUCGGCGUUGGCUUCUACAGUGUCUUCGCCGACUGUGAGGAACCCUUCGUCAGCUCCGGCAACGAGGCCAUGGCUUUCUACUGGAAGGGGAACGCGCUGUUCACAAGGAAGGUGACUCUCCCACCGGGCGAGGGGAGCCCGGAUACUACAUUCGUUCUCGACUACAGAAGUACUACAACUCCACUCCCAAACUUGCUAUCUGUGAGCCAGUUCCUUGCUACUAGUUUGACGUUUGUCGCCCUCCAAAACAUCGAGUUCUGGAUAGACGACUGGAAGAUUUUGGCUUUGCAGAAGAAGUCAUCGCCAAGUUUGAGCGUGCCCAUCCCGCAGGACCUAGAGACGAAAACCAAGGACGGCCUCAUGAAGCUCGCCGCCGCCGAUCGGACGAGCACGCAAAUAGACGCAAAGUUCAUGAGCGUCAUUGGGUGGAAACCACAGACCUCAGCAUCGGCCACCAAGUCUAACGAGUCGUACUAUACCUCCGAGCUGCCCUCACUGAAGAACUUCUUCUCCAGGCUGACAUCGAGCUCGUCGCACUCCGGGCAACGGGGCAAGGCCGCAAAGGCAAAGGAAGAGAAGGCGAUUCAGGAGGCAAUAGCAGAAGAUCUCACUGCAACUUCGACUUCUACUAUCUUCCUUCGCGUAAUCUCUGCACAGAUAACCACUCACGUCUCAGCAUCUUUCGCCGCGGAACUGGAGCGUGCGACCAAGAAGUCGCCUCCCAAAAUGACCAAAAUUUCCAUCCUGACUUCAUCAUACGACGAGACAGUCGCCUCGGAGGCGUCCGCAUCCAGCAAGGCUGCUGAAGCUGCCGAUGUAUUCGCCUCUGUUUUGCCUAGCAAGAAGCCCGGCGGACGUAUCUUCAUUGGCUUCCCUACCACGCAGACGACCGGCGCAGGGAUGCACGUCUCUGCGCCGUCCGUCAUCCCCACUGUCGAGCGUGAAGCAAUCGACCUGAACGCCCGCUGGGUUCGCACUUGGAACAUGGAGUUGCUCCGUGCGGUGGGCAUCAUGUCCCGGCUUGCUUUUGCUAAUGAGAUGGGCGACCUGGAUGAUAAACUCAAAAGGAUGUCCGAGUCCAGCAGCAAAAAGGGACCUUCCGUUUCACCGGCGGAUGUGGCGAAAUGCGUCCCCGAAGCAUUGCAUAUCUUGAAGACAUAUACCUUUCAAGACUCGACGCCAAGUGCUCAUGUUUCCCAGAUCAUCGAAGAGGCUUUUUGGACUGCCUAUAAGAUAGCGUCCAUUGAGGUCUUCUCUUCGAGGGGAGUGUUGCCAACGACCAGGGUACGCACCUCGUCUGACGAGGUCGCGAGGUUUGUCAGCGGGAUCCCGGUGAUCCUUAAGGAGAUGAAGGAGGAUCCGUUCGUCGGGAGACUAAUCGACUUCGGUUUGAUCACGGACAUAACGGUUGACGACAUCUGCCAGGAACUUGGGGCCAAGGCGCUCGAUAAGGAUCAGCUUCACCACUUCCUUCAGUGGAUUACGAAAGGUGCUGCCGACAGAGAACUCGACCAUCAAAGCGUCUCGCGACUUUUGGAUGUCACCGUCGCCACAAUAAGUGAUGGAGGUGAUUCAGGCGAAAUAAUUGCCCUGGGGAGUGUCAGAAACUACCUCAAUAAUAAAAUCCCAGCGACACUUCCGAUCCCUCCCACUACCCUGCCAAUUGCGUUUACGGCCAAGAUCCCGGAGGCGCGACUGAAGGCCCUGGGCUGGGAGCCUUUGGAGAUUGUUCCUUGGUUGUCCUUCCUGAUCGAAUCCGGACCUGGAAAGCCGGAUGAGCAGAAUCUCACCAAGUCGGAGAAGUUCGCACAUCAAGUUCUGAUCGUCCUCUCGAAAAACUGGGACAACCUGAGCCCCAGCUCUAAAUCUGCCGUGGUGUCCGCACUUGAAAAUGUCACUGUCAUGCCUACCAAGGCGGGCAUGAGAAAACCGGGCGAAUCGUUCUUCCCGUCUGUCAAGCUGUUCGACGAUUUGCCUACCCUCGAAGGCUGUGCCAAUCUGAAAGAAAAGUUCCUGUCCGCUCUCGGGGUCCGGAAGACUGUCGAUCUCGAAACCAUCUUCACUCGGCUGUUGAGCCCAUCACCGGCUGCUGGGGGUGGCGGCUAUGCGAAAUGGAGUCACGUCGAACUGAUCAAGUACCUCGCUUCGGUAAAGGACGACAUACCAGCUGCAGACAUGAAGAAGCUCAGGGAAUCGCCUCUCUGCCCCGCUGAGGCUGGCCCACGCGGGUUGGAGUCCACGAAAGCCACGGCACGGUUGUACAAGGUGUCUGAGCUCUACGAGCCCAAAGAUACGCUGAGGGCUUUGGGGCUGCCCAUUCUCCAGUGGCCCGGCCCCCCAGGCAGUUUCAGGAACACCAGCGGGGAGGCACGCUUCCUUUACGCCCUCGGGCUGCGCCCGUACCCAUCAGUUCCAGAACUUGUUGACAUGAUGUCUUCGGCCGAUCAAGACCUUCGGAAGGGUGCCAUGGGUUAUUUCAUUGGCAACCAUCACCUUAACGGCUACGCAGCUUACGACCUGUCAUCGACCGACAACUGUAUUCUUCCGAUCGAAGGUGACGAGAAGCAACUUGUCCGGCCAGCUGCUUGCUACACAAACGAGAGAGCGGCCGUCCUUGGAUAUACUAUUCUCAGGCGGGACCUGCAUCAGCAUGCUCCCAAGUUCGGAGUCGCCCGCGAUCCUCCAAUCACGGGAUGCGUAGAGAGACUCAUCGCCAGGCCGCCUCAGGACCGGAGCAUGGCGAUAACUCUCUUUGAGUACUUUACCACUCGGGUGGGAGACCUGGGACACAAUAACCUGGUGAGGUUGAGGGAUGCCCCCAUUGUGCCUGUGUUGAGGCACAAGGAAGGCAGAGCUAGGCUGGACCACAUCCGACCUCCGCAGUGUUACUUGGGAAGUUCGUCGACAUACAAGGACAUUUUUGACUUCGUCGACUUCGGAGCUGAUGCGAACACGUUCCUAUUCAAGUGUGGCGCCAAGAGCGAGCCUACAAAACAUGAGAUCGCCGUGCUCGCUUGCAACGAGCCGGCGCGGUUGCUGAGUACGCUGCAGAGUCCGGAGAAGUAUAUCAACCUUCUCAAGUCGAUUUCUGAAGACCUGUCGACCCUUAAGAGGGAUAAGGACCUUUUCAAAAAGAUGAAGACCUCACCAUGGCUGCUUGCGUCUCGCGAGCUGUCCGCUGGAAAGAGUAAGGAAUCUGAACUGGAUGAGGAGGAUGAGGCGCCGAUCAAGCAUUAUCAGCUUGCAAAGGCCGAGGACAUUGUCGUUCUCGAUGAUUACAUCAGCUACCGACUAUUCAAGGAAGCGCUGUUAUGCGCUCCGGAGGAUGACCAGCUCGAGAGUUUCUACGUGACCCUUGGAUCUUCGCCGUUGGGCAGUAUCGUGAGGGAGAAUCUUCGGGUAGGACCACAAACAGCAAAACAGACCGGCGCUGAGUGGCUUCGGAAGCAUGUGCUCGAGCGCUCGAAGCUCUUCCUGCACGAGUACUCCAGGGACAAGCGGGACGCGAUCAAGCACGACACCCGAUGGCUCGAGAAGAACCUGCAAGUGGUGUCAGUCACAUCGUUGAGCCUGCGACGAUCGCUUCAUGGUCACGCUAAGACACACCACGAGAAACGGUCCGCGGCGAUGGCCGCCGGCGGAUGUACACUGUAUGUCGCAGCCGAGGAUAGCAAGCCCGACAUGUAUCAAGUCGGACAAGCCAUCUGUCAGCUCCUCCUGAACCGGCCCAACCAGCAAGCCUACUUCUUCUUUGAGCCCUUCCUCAAACUCGGCCUGCUGGACCUGCGCGCGCGCGGGUACAACGUCGACCGGAUUCUGCGGGCCAAGGCAGCGGAGGCGCGGCUUGUCGAAGAGGAACGGCGCAAGGCGCUGGAGGCGGAGCAACAGAAGAUCCGAGAGCGCGAGAAGGAAUGGGCGGCUCAGACCGGCGCGGCGGACGUGAAGACCCCAGAACGUGACCGUCGUCGUAUGCCGGGCGGCUUCGACGAUUCCCCCGAGACCGAUACCCUGCCAACGCAACUGCACCCGACCCCGCCUAGAAGGGGCGGUGGUGGCUUUUUCUCAACUAUCUCUCGCCGCCUCGGCUUCGACACAGAUGAGGACCCCUUUCCUCCGUCGUCCAACCCACCGCAGUCCAUACUCGACAGAUUCCUCCCCGCCCCGCCCGCAGAACAAAUCAAAGCCGGCGCCAGUUCAUCCUCCGGCGGCAAGCCCGCCGACGACGGCCGGGUCACGUCGCCAGCGACAGUCCACCAGAACCUCCUCAACGCCAUCAAAUCCACACGCCCGCACGACUCUUCCACGCUUUUCUCUCCUCCGAAGCAAACCGAAGUCAAAGAGCAAGCCACUUACUGCGACUCCACCCCAGCGCAAAACAUCGUCUUCGCCGCGGAAGCGCCGCACGGGAUGCAUGUGUUCCUAGCUAAGGACUUGGCGGCCGAUCAUGGGUCAUUUGUAGCGGCGCACUCGCGGGCCAUCGCGGCGUUUGAGAAUACAUUGAGGGAUGUGAGUGAGGUAUAUUCCCUGGGAAUCAGGGCGCUACAUAUCUUCUAUGACGACAGGGGCGGGACCGUCGCGUUCAACAGCGGAGGCAGUGUGUUUUGCAACCUGCGUUUCUUUGAGCAGUUGCAUCUGCCAACGGAGACGACGCAGAAACGAGUCGAUGCGAUGGUCUGGUGGUGGGUUGUAAUCGCGCAUGAGCUGGCGCAUAACUUGGUUGGGCUGCACGGCUCCGAUCAUAGUUAUUACACCGAGUCCUUUAUCCAGCAGUACUUUCCCGUUAUGAUGAACAAGGCUUUGGCGUGGCUGACGCCCACUGGCUCUGCGACUGCGACUGCAUCUGCGACGGGCCCUGCUCCCACACCGGGCGGCAGUGGCCCCAGUGCUCGAGCGCAUGAGGUGCCGCCACCACCGUAUAGCUUGUGACGAGCCUGGGUAGUUUUUGGUAGACCUGUGGGUAGACGUGUUGGUUUAGAGGUGUUGGAUGAGAAAGGGGGUGGGUAGUCUCAGGGGCUUAUGUCGGUUCUGCAUUUCUUUCUCUCCAUGUUUAUGCCUGCCCGUCGGCUUUUCCUUAUCAUUCUAGAGGCAGGACGAUAGAGCGAUGCAGGGAGUAUUGACUAUGGCAUUACACGGGGGUGGCAGGGAGACGGGUGGUUAGACCAGGUGUUGUAUGUGCUGUUGGAGUAACGGUUCAUAAUAUUACAAGGACACCAGUCGUGUGUAACAAUGGUCUGAGAGGUGCUUCCUGUGUACCUAGAUAGUACUUAUGUUUAUUGCAACCCCUACCUUCUGCUGCCCCGGAAACUCGGGCUGUUCCUUACGCGGUAUGAAAUAUGCCGCAUGGUCGAAGGCGGCAGGCAGCUUAUUCAGAUCAUCAUCGAC
Molecule: messenger RNA, 6119 nt
Organism: Chaetomium strumarium
Lineage: Eukaryota; Fungi; Ascomycota; Sordariomycetes; Sordariales; Chaetomiaceae
Exons: 2
Coding region: 366-5663 (1765 amino acids)
Source: RefSeq, a predicted model, not a curated record